CGCCCUCCGCUUUCGGGGCCUCGACGGGAAGGGCGGCGGGCGCGCGCAUGGCGGGGGCGCGCGGUAACAUCCCUAGCCGCCCUCGAGGGCCAGGCCCGGAUCCAGGCCCCGCCUCCUCGCGGUCCAUCGUCUUCUCCCCUCCGUCGGCCGAAGCCCAAACCAUUAUCCCGUCGUCUUUCCUGAACGCCAUCGCGGCCAUCCAGGCGCAGGCGCAGGCCUACCUCAAUUCCGCCAUCGCCAGCGAGCGGGCCCGGCGCUGGUUCCAGGCGAUCGAGUAUUACAGAAAGCUACUGAGUUCUUUGAACAAAAAGAGGUUUCCUCCUGAAUACAUGCCUGGAUCUGGAUACAUUCAGCUGGUGUUUGAAUCCUAUUAUCAUAUAGGAGUAGCUUUCCAAAAAGCAAAUUACCAUCGUGAGGCUGCAGAAGAGUUUACAUAUGCCAUAGAAGCAAUGAACAUCCCCAAAACAUCUUGUAAAGUUGGAUGUGUUACGAGCGCUUUCUAUCAGACACCUGUGUAUGCAAGGAGAGCUUACGCGUAUGUGAAAUGUGGCAAGAUUAAAGAAGCAAUUAAUGAUGCUACAAGAGCUGUGUUUUCUGACCCUUCAAAUUCUGAUGUGUACUGUAUCAGAGCUCUUGUGUGGAGUUCAGCAAAUGAAAAAAGCAGAGCCCUUCAUGAUUUGAACUGUAGUUUCAGGUUAAAUCCAUCUCAUGUUUGCACUUUAAUCCUAAGGGGAGCUAUUUUGAAAUCCAUUGGGGGAGUGUCUUCUUCAGAGCACAAUAAAGAUCAAGAAAAGGCCUUUACACUCUGCCCAGAUAGUCCAAAUUUCUUUGAUGUGCAGGAUUUUGCUAGUCCUAAAAUGCCUUUGUUCUAUGACAAAUUCCUGUGGUCUCUGAAUGCUUUUCACACCAUAACAGAAAUCAACCUCUUUGCUGGAGCUGCAUUUGUGCCCAAUUUGGGACCAAAAGAACAAGGCCCAGUGAAAUCAUUUAAGCAUGGCUAUUCAGAAUAUUCUGACAACACUACGUUAUUGAGGAGGCAAGCAUACACAAGGGCAUGCAUGGAGGCAGGCACAAUUAUUAAUGUGAAGAGAGACUCAUCUUUCUCGGCAGGAUCCGUCAUAGGGAAGAAAAGCUCAGUUUCACCAGCUACUCAGGAUUCAGGGAAGAAAAAUUCAAGUUCAUCAGUAGUGAAGGAAUCUGCAAAGAGAGAUUCAAGUUCAUCAGUAGUCCAGGAAUCUGGUAAUUAAGGUUUUAAUUUGCUGCUAACUAUU
Anolis sagrei ordinatus is the source of this 1271-nucleotide messenger RNA. The record is from RefSeq and is a predicted model, not a curated record. NCBI's taxonomy places the organism in Eukaryota, Metazoa, Chordata, Lepidosauria, Squamata, Anolidae.